Stegodyphus dumicola is the source of this 357-nucleotide messenger RNA. RefSeq lists its product as uncharacterized. Lineage: Eukaryota; Metazoa; Arthropoda; Arachnida; Araneae; Eresidae. The record is from RefSeq and is a predicted model, not a curated record.
AUGUCACGCAAUCAGUUCCGUGAAAUAAUGCGGUAUCUCAGAUUCUCAGAUGUCCGAAGCACCAGAGCUGAUCGUCUCGCCACUAAAAAAUUUGCUCUCGCUUCUGUAACCUGGUACAAGCUAAUGGAAAACUGUUAUUUAUGCUAUAAUCCUGGACCAGAAAUAACCGUUGAUGAACAAUUGUUGCCUUGUAAAUCAAGAUGUAGAUUUAUUCAGUAUAUGGCGAAUAAACCGGACAAGUUUGGCAUCAAAUUCUGGCUAGCAACUGAUGUAAAAUCCAAAUAUGUUUUGAAUGGUUAUCCUUAUGUGGGCAAGGAUGAAGAACGACCAACUAAUUUACAACUUGGGAAAGUGUAG